AGUUCAUCAGCUCCCACUUAGUCUUACCAUCUCUAUAUAUUUGGUAUCUAUAUCAUCGUAUUUGGUAACAAGCAACAACAAUGGCAAACCAUCUCCAAGAUCCCUUAACCACUUCCCCCAAGGAAGAGCAACAUUUCGACGAAGAAACAGUGAGCUUGCAAGCGGAGAAGAUCUUGUACACUACUGGCUUCCCUAUGGUUUUCAAAACGGCCUUGGAACUUGGCGUCAUCGACACACUUGCUGCUGUAGACGAAGGCGUGUGGCUCUCGUCUUAUGAGAUUACACUUCGUCUCCCAACCAAACCCAAGAACCCGCACGCAGCGACUAUGUUGGACCGGAUGCUCUCAUUACUUGUUACUCACUCAGUCUUAAAGUGCCGUACGGUUGAAACGGGAAACAACGGUCAAACCAGAAAAUCCGAGAGAGUUUAUGCAGCUGAACCGGUUUGCAUGUUUUUCUUGAACCGUGGCGGCGGCUCCGGUUCUCUUGCGACUAUGUUGAUGGUUGGCCUAAGCGAAGACUUUCUCAAGACUUGGCCGCAUCUCAAAGAUAUGAUAUUAGAAGGAACGGAUGCAUUCACCGCUUCGCAUGGCAUGAAACUUUUUGAAUACAUUGGUUCAAACAAACGGUUCGGUGAGAUGUUUAACCGGUCAAUGUUAGAAGUUUCUACCAUGACCAUGAAUAGAAUUCUACAAGUAUACAAGGGAUUCGAAGAUGUAAACACUUUAGUGGAUGUGGGAGGAGGAUAUGGACAAGUCAUAGGUUUAGUGACUUCCAAGUAUCCUCAUAUUAAGGGCAUCAACUUCGACCUAGCCAAGGUCAUAACCAAUGCUCCUCUUUAUCCAGGAGUGGAGCAUGUUUCAGGAGAUAUGUUCAAAGAAAUUCCAAAAGGAGAUGCCAUCUUCCUGAAAUCGAUACUACAUGAUUGGAGCGACGAAGAUUGUGUAAAGAUUCUAAGAAAUUGCUGGAGAAGUCUUCCGAACAAAGGAAAAGUGAUACUAGUCGAGCUUAUUAUGCCGGUGGAACCAAAGAUGAACGAUACUCCUUCUAACAUUGCAUUUGGUAUGGACAUAUUCAUGUUAACACAAUGCUCAAAUGGUAAGGAGAGGUCAUUUCCACAGGUCGAGACUCUUGCCUUAGAUUCGGGUUUUAUUCGUUGUAAAAUCAUUUGUCAUUCCUAUUCAUAUUGUGUUCUCGAAUUACACAAAGAGGUUCCAGAUUUCUCCAACGAGAAGUAAGAUUCAUCAUAAAGCAUGAGGUGAAGUAAAUGGAGUGAUGUCUGAUAAAGUACGAUGUCUGAUUGCAGUAGCGUAUGAUGUAUGAUGUGGGAAGUAAGAAUAAAAUAUGUGUAAAAUAAGUUAAAAAUAAUAUGCUAUGUAAUAUUAUUUGAGACAUGUAUUAUACACCAAGCUUGGCGAGGAGAUAUCAUCGGAAGCUUGAGUGUCUAAAAUUCUAAAAGGUGUUUGUAAUCUUUUGAGUGUUUUUUAAUAAUAAAAAUUUUGUUUUGUUUUGAAAAA
This is a messenger RNA of Capsella rubella, 1517 nucleotides long. Its product is annotated as indole glucosinolate O-methyltransferase 1. The coding region runs from base 81 to 1238 and encodes 385 amino acids. The record is from RefSeq and is a predicted model, not a curated record. The transcript has 4 exons. Gene Ontology annotation, molecular function: protein dimerization activity; S-adenosylmethionine-dependent methyltransferase activity; O-methyltransferase activity. Lineage: Eukaryota; Viridiplantae; Streptophyta; Magnoliopsida; Brassicales; Brassicaceae. Gene Ontology annotation, biological process: methylation.